AAAAAAUAAAUUUUAUAAAAAUGAUAGGGUAGAAUGUCUAAGGGUAAAUUGUGUUUACCAGUGCUUUUAAAAAGGUCCUCUUUCUCCCUCCAUACCACAGUCAUAUCCUUUACGUUUCCUUGUACCUGUCAUACCUCCAGGUUUCCCACAGAUUAUGUAUAGGGACAGUGGUAGUCUGUAUAACUUAAUUUCUCAGCCAGGUCAUUCCAGUGUUUAACAUGCAGUUAGGAUAUGAAAUUAGUAGUUAGUAUACAGGCUGGAUUGUCCAGGGGAAUAAUUUCCGAGGUCAGGUGAUUAAUUGUGGCUGUUGUUCCACAGAGAGGCAUUUCAGUGUUUCUGCUAGAGCCUGUGUUUUGUGAAGCUUCUGCUAGAGCCUGUGUUUUUGCCAGAUGCAGUUUGCUCAUCUUGAUGAAUGGUGUACUGUGGAGUUGGUCUUUUGCUGAGAGUAUGAGUGUUAACAUCUCUGAAAUACUGGUGACAACUUUCUUCCACCCCAGUGAGAAAGAACUUUUUUUUUCACUUUCUUUCUGUGAUCAGUUGAAAGAAGAUGGAUGCCCAGAGUUCAGCCAAAGUCAAUGCAAGGAAAAGAAGGAAAGAGGCAACCGGCCCCAAUGGGGCAACAGAGGAAGACGGAUUUCCUUCAAAAGUGGCACGCCGUGCAUUUGGCUUACGGGAGCCAGCUCCUUUUUCUGAUGAAAUUGAAGUUGACUUCAGUAAGCCCUAUGUCAGGGUAACUAUGGAAGAAGCCAGCAGAGGAACUCCUUACGAGCGGCCUGUGAGAGUUUAUGCAGAUGGAAUAUUUGACUUAUUUCACUCUGGUCAUGCCCGAGCUUUGAUGCAAGCAAAGAACCUUUUCCCGAAUACAUACCUCAUUGUGGGAGUCUGCAGUGAUGAGCUGACACACAACUUCAAAGGCUUCACAGUGAUGAAUGAAAAUGAGCGCUACGACGCAGUACAGCACUGCCGCUAUGUGGAUGAAGUGGUGAGGAAUGCCCCCUGGACCCUGACACCUGAGUUUCUGGCAGAACACCGGAUUGAUUUUGUAGCCCAUGAUGACAUCCCGUAUUCUUCUGCUGGGAGUGAUGAUGUUUAUAAACACAUCAAGGAAGCAGGCAUGUUUGCUCCAACACAGAGGACGGAAGGUAUCUCCACGUCAGACAUCAUCACCCGAAUUGUCCGGGACUAUGAUGUGUACGCGAGACGGAAUCUACAGAGGGGCUACACAGCUAAGGAGCUCAAUGUCAGCUUUAUCAACGAGAAGAAAUACCACUUGCAGGAGCGAGUUGACAAAGUAAAGAAGAAAGUGAAAGACGUGGAGGAAAAGUCAAAAGAGUUUGUUCAGAAGGUAGAGGAAAAAAGCAUUGACCUCAUUCAGAAAUGGGAAGAGAAAUCUCGAGAAUUCAUUGGAAGUUUCCUGGAAAUGUUCGGUCCAGAAGGAGCACUGAAACAUAUGCUGAAAGAGGGAAAAGGCCGGAUGCUGCAGGCCAUCAGUCCAAAGCAGAGUCCCAGCAGCAGCCCUACUCGUGAACGCUCUCCCUCCCCCUCUUUCCGAUGGCCGUUCUCUGGCAAGACUUCCCCAUCUUCCUCCCCGGCAAACCUCUCCAGGCACAAGGCUACAGCCUAUGAUAUCAGUGAGGAUGAAGAGGACUAAUUUUCCAUCCCUUCUCCCCUCUCUUCUCCCUCUGUCGCAUCACCUUCAGAAGCUGUCUGUUGAAUUCCAAAUUGUGAUCCCAACACUAAACCCAAGAAUAGCUACAGAGGAAAGAGUACUGGGGCAAGAGGACCUGGGAUGGGGGAACCAACAGCACGCGCUCCAAGAGGCGUCAGCCAUCCACACCAAGAAGGAGGCUGACUGCACCUUAGAAGCCUGUUCUGCAUCCAUCUACCCUCCCCAAGGACUUUGCUUUACUAUUUGUGUUCAUGUGAUCUUGACAGGGAAAUUGUCAUUUUUAUUAAUUUUGUAAAAAAUUAGUCUUUCAAAUGUAGUAAGUAGAACUAAUAUUUUGCCCCUGAGGAGGAGGCAGAAGAAGGAAGUAGUGUGAUGACCCAGAGGCUUUUCUUCCUGACACUGUAGCGUUUGCCUUCUGUUCUGAAGCAAACUGACUUGCCACGUCCUUCAAGCAGUGAGCCACGCUAAUGGGUGGUUUUGGGGGGGCAUGUCAUAAUUUUGAUUUCCUUAAAAAUGAAAAGCUGAAUGAUUGCAGUCAAAAAUGCCCUAAAUGUACUGCUGGCACAUGUGUCAGUGUGGCUGUGGGAAGAAGGCGACCUGAGUCUUAACUUUUCUUACUCCCUGAGGAGUUUCUUGUUGGACCCAAUGGGGUCCAUGAAGACACUGAUGGGGAUGGAUGCGACCACAUGGCAUCAACUGUGGUUUCCUGCUGUGUUCAUCUUCUCAGAAAACUCUGCUGCCCAGUUAUUCGGGAGCCCCUGUCCAUCUUUCCCAGAACUUUUAGGUUACCGUUAAUUGAGGACGGGAGUGGGACCAUACUUAAUCCUACAGAAAGUUGGUUUAGAUUAUUUUCCUGCUGGGAGUAAGUUCCUGGCCUUGCUACUCCCAUUUCAUUGCUGUUACCUAGCUUUUUACAAAGGAUACUUUGCAAAUGUCUGCAGUUUGCACAUGGUCUGUUAAUUUAUAUUGCUCAUAGCCAUAUGGAGAGAGGUUUGCACAGAACGAAGAGGCACACAUAUAAGGAAACUCUUCCUUUUCUGAAGCAACGGAGUUAUCUUGACCUCACCCCCUUUUGAGAAUGUUCUUGACCGGAACCAGUGCUCCAUAGAGGGUUUCUUCUCCUCUGCAGAGCGCGCUGCAGCUGGCAGGGACUCCCUCCACCACCCCUCCAACAGGCCACAAAGUAUGGGUUCAUGUUACGGAAGUAUGCUUGGUUCUCUCCCUCACAUUUGCUCCUGUGUGCCUGAUGGUUGUGGUCCCAUCUGCCCUGUUAGGUUGCCGAGAGGGACUCGCCACUUGAAUGCUGAUGCUUAGCACUGUGCUGUCGAGCAUGAGCUCAUUUUAACCCUCCAGCAUCCUAUCUCUUCAGCUGCCUGACCUUGCAGAUCACCAACAAUCAGUAAUCCUGUAGCUGGAUUCAGUAACCAUCAGUAAUCCUGUAGCUGGCUUUAGUAACUAUCAGUAAUCCUGUAGCUGGCUUCAGUAACCAUCAAUAAUCCUGUAGCUGGCUUCAGGGAAAAAUUGCUUAUGUCCAGGCCCCACCCCCCCAUCACUCAUAAAUGCCCCUUAUGGGGGUGGAGUUUUAGUGUUUUCAGCUAAGAAAACCACAUUUUAUCUUUUCUUGCCCCUCUGCUAGGGCUGUGAGCAUCCCUGUGAGUCUCCUCCCUGAACACUUUCUGGUAGAACCUGCUCAUCUGCCUGAGGCUCAACGGCUAGAAUGACUGCCUGCCUGCACAACAGAACUGCCUAGGUUCUUAAAGCUCCCAUCACCCAGAGGGGCAGAGCAUGGCAAAGUAGAGGCACAGAGCAGGAGAAACUUCUUGUCCUGAUGGUCUAUGAAAACCACAUUUCUGACUUUUCUUAUGAAGUGCUCUUCACUGUCAAAUCUGGUUCACACGUGCUCCGGCCUGGGAUCCUGUCUUUGAAAGAGUUCCUGUUUUCCCAUGUUACCCAGCUUCAUGGGAUUGUAUAUUUUAACUUUUCUGCUUUGGGCUUUCCUCUUUGAGAAUUCUGCCUAUUUCUGUCUGUCUGAUUCUCCCUGGUGCAGAAAGACAGUGAAGUUACUGCUGAAGCCCACCCACUCUGCCCUCAAAGUGUACAUGUUACACAAGUAUUUGAAAAGGGAGAUCCCCGUGAUGUGCUUUUCCUGCCCCCAGUCACUCCUCUUGAGUAUGUUGCUGGGGUCUCUGCUGUCUGUGGGCUCCUUCGGGUGUGCCCUGCCCUUGGAGUGUGACUGCUAGGGCCACAUGUGCGCGUGCUCUUGGAAGACUGCCCUGCCUCUCUGGGUGAGCCUCUGCUGCCCCAGUCGCCUAACACUAGCAUAUUUCCAAAUAAUUUUGACUGAAAGCAACAGCUUUUAUGGUGUGGCAUGUUAGAUUCCUUGGGAUAAAUGUGACCCUCGGUGCUGGACAAAGGUGAGUGGGUAGAGGAAGCUGUCAGAAUAAUGCAUUAUUUGAUCGUAUGUGCCUAAAUUAAAUGAGGGUAUAGGUUUGCACACUAUGACCAUGCCUGUGAUCUAUAAAUCUUCAAAUAUUAAUGUUUGAGGCUGUGGAACUGUUUCUUUGAGCCCCACACAAGAAAGCAGUCAGCUUGAGGGAGCCAAAUAUGGCAGAGAUGGGGGGAGAGCCUUAAAAGCUGAUCGGCCUCAGAGCUACCGUCUACAAGAUAGAAAGAGGCUGGAGACAGAAGCCCUGGAGCUGGUGGUGAGGAGGGCCAUUGCAACAGUUUCCUCCUGGUGGGCUGGGCGGAAAGUUUGCUCUUUUCAUACUAGACUCAGGAGCCCUAAAAAAUAGAGGUUGAAACUUGAGAGGACUACAAAUGGAUACUUUGUACUGCUGUAGCUGUCUCUGAUAGCUAGAGCCAAAGACUAUCAUUUUUGGGAGGAUUGGGUAAGAAGGCUGGGGAUGAGGGGAAAUUGGAAAUCCUGAAGAGGAGGAAAAAUGGAAGGUAGGUUGAAACAACUUGGGCGUUCUCUGAUCGCUGAUAACUUGUUAGGCAGCACCCGAGGUACAUUGUUCUGGCUGUUCCCUCACAGUGGUUCUUCACACUGCUCUUAUUCUGUUUCUGCAGUAUCUUAACCUGUGGGUAACUAUUUUUCUGGAGCUCAUUGACUUUUUCAUCCUGUUGCAGGUCCCUUAUCUAAAAUGUGUCCAAAUCAAUUAUAUUUUGCUGCUUUCCUUUAAUUCUCAAAAAGCCAGAGCUUCCAAAUGUUCUGUCAGCAUACACUCUCACCAGGAGAUGAACCCAAACAGGUAGAAAGAACUUCCUUUAACAAUGUUUGUAACCAGUGGUAUUUUUUUUAAGGUCACCAAUGUAAGCAUUUUUAAAGGUUAUAUUUUUUGAAGUCAUAACAUUGAUUGCUCUUGUUUUCUCUCAUAGAAUAGAUUGUCAUGGGAUGAACAAUGGUUCCUUCUGUUUUUCCAAAUAAAUAAGUAGAACGUGUUCUUGAGAUUAUACUAUUAAAUGUUAAUUUUCUUAAAAAGUAAAAA
Trichechus manatus latirostris (Florida manatee) is the source of this 5157-nucleotide messenger RNA. It is a transcript of the gene PCYT1A, whose product is annotated as phosphate cytidylyltransferase 1A, choline. The record is from RefSeq and is a predicted model, not a curated record. Gene Ontology annotation, cellular component: endoplasmic reticulum. The coding region runs from base 548 to 1651 and encodes 367 amino acids. Gene Ontology annotation, biological process: CDP-choline pathway. The transcript has 8 exons. NCBI's taxonomy places the organism in Eukaryota, Metazoa, Chordata, Mammalia, Sirenia, Trichechidae. Gene Ontology annotation, molecular function: choline-phosphate cytidylyltransferase activity; phosphatidylcholine binding.